CUGGUUGACCGAACCAGCUGGUUCGGUUAGUUUAUUGCUGAAGUUAGCGCCGUGUUAGAGACGUAUUUCUUUGUAGAAAUGCGUUUUUAUUUCCCGCUUUACACCAACUUCCAGGCUGCCAUAUAAAGGCGAACCAGUCCGUGCUGGCUGAACUGGAAAAGUGAGCUUUUUUCGGCUAGCGAGUGAGGAUUUGGUCCCGAGCAUCCUGCUAGCUUAGCAGCUAAGUUAGCAACACAAACCAGAGAGGAGGGAGGUGAGAGGUGAGAACCAGGGUCACCGACCAUGGCAGGUGGAAUUACAGACACAGGAGAGCCCUACUCUCCAUUUGUGGGGCUGGUGUACAUGUUCAACCUGAUUGUGGGGACCGGAGCUCUGACGAUGCCCAAAGCCUUCGCUCAAGCCGGGUGGGUGGUCAGCUUGGCCCUCAUCACCUUUUUAGGAUUUAUGAGCUACAUGACCACCACUUUCGUGAUCGAGGCGAUGGCAGCGGCCAACGCUCAGCUGCGCUGGAAGAGGAGAGAGCAGGAAGAGGUUGAGAACAGCGACUCCACGUCCGAGUAUUCAGACGACGACGAGGUCACGUGCCGGGGUCGAUCGGAGCCGGAGACGAGGCCCAUCUUGUCUGUUCAGAGGUCGGGGCAGGCCGAUCAUUUUGACAUCAUGGAGCGGGUGGAGAUGGGUCAGAUGGCCUCCAUGUUCUUCAACAAAGUUGGUGUCAAUAUGUUCUACAUCUGCAUCAUAGUCUAUCUUUAUGGAGACCUGGCCAUCUACGCAGCAGCUGUGCCGAUAUCGCUGAUGGAAGUUGCCUGUGGAAACCACUCCUGCAGCGCUGGAAGUGUCAAGUACAACGACACAGAUCCGUGCUGGGGCUCUGUCACGAGAAAAGAUGCGUACCGGGUGUUUCUGAGCGUGUUCACUGUUUUGUUGGGCCCGUUCACCUUCUUCAACGCCCAGAAGACAAAGUAUCUCCAGAUUCUCACCUCACUCAUGCGAUGGAUUGCUUUCACCAUGAUGAUCAUCUUGGCAUUAAUUCGCAUCGGUAAAGACCACGGCGCGGGACACCCACCUGUCGCCUCCUUGUCUGGGGUCCCCAACCUGUUCGGGGUGUGCGUCUACUCCUUCAUGUGCCAACACUCGCUGCCGUCCCUGGUGACGCCCAUCUCUAACAAGAAGCGCGUCGGCUCGCUGGUGCUUUUCGACUACGUCCUCAUCCUCGGAUUCUACGUGCUCCUCUCGUUCACCGCCAUCUUCUGCUUCGAUAGCUCGCUGCUCUACGACAUGUACACCCUGAACUUCACAGACAACUGCGACGUCUUGGACAUCCCGGUGCUGCGCUACUUCCUCGGCUUGUUCCCCGUCUUCACCAUCAGCACCAACUUCCCCAUCAUCGCCGUCACGCUUCGAAACAACUGGAAGACCCUGUUCCACCGAGACGGAGGUACCUACCCGUGGGUGGUGGACCGAGUGGUAUUUCCCCUCAUUACACUCGUGCCCCCCAUCGUGGUGGCCUUCUGUACACACAACCUGGAAUCCUUGGUGGGAAUCACAGGAUCCUAUGCCGGUACAGGGAUCCAGUACAUUGUCCCAGCCUUCCUUGUCUUUUACGCCAGGCGCCACCUGGAGCCUGUGAUGGGCAGAGAUGCCAUCAACAAGCACCGGUCACCCUUCCGCCACAGCUUCUGGGUGUGGUUCGUUUUGCUGUGGGCUGCCUUCUGCCUCAUGUUUGUCACAGCCAACAUCAUCCUGACUGACACCAAGAAGUGAGAACUCGUGUUUCAGUUUGUGGUUCCCGUACAGGAAGCCUUAUUGCUGCUGGUUGGGCAGUGUGCCUUUUUUUUGAACGUUUGUUGGGUCAAUUAAAUGUAAUUAAGAGUAAUUUAUCAAA
This is a messenger RNA of Neolamprologus brichardi, 1885 nucleotides long. The record is from RefSeq and is a predicted model, not a curated record. NCBI's taxonomy places the organism in Eukaryota, Metazoa, Chordata, Actinopteri, Cichliformes, Cichlidae.